This is a messenger RNA of Mangifera indica (mango), 1375 nucleotides long. Its product is annotated as RING-H2 finger protein ATL74-like. Gene Ontology annotation, molecular function: transferase activity. NCBI's taxonomy places the organism in Eukaryota, Viridiplantae, Streptophyta, Magnoliopsida, Sapindales, Anacardiaceae. Gene Ontology annotation, biological process: protein ubiquitination. The transcript is spliced from 2 exons. The record is from RefSeq and is a predicted model, not a curated record. Bases 609 to 1211 code for a protein of 200 amino acids.
UAUUGAUGCUGGGUGGAUACUGUCAUUUUGGCAGCCUCCCUUCAAACUGAUAGGUUUAACUUUCACUGUUUCAUGUUUUAUAUGUGAUACUAUUUCUGCAGUGAAUAUUUUGUACAAAUAAAAGGACGGCAAGACAUUAACAAUUUAUCAGUACUAGGGAUUUGACGGUAGGCAGUGGCUGAAAUGAGAGAACAAAACUUAUUCAUCUUCUCAUUAAAAGAAGAGAGGGAAGUGUGCGAGGAGGAUUUUGUGCUGAAGAAUAAUUAUUUUUUAAGCUAAUUGAGAUUAGGUGGGAUCAGGUUUUUGUGUAGGCGAAACCUAACAGAGGUUUUCAUUAACUUAGAGCCACAUUUGUCUUUCUUUCUCCUUGGUUGAAAAUAGAACAAGAAGCAGAAGAGACAAAGCAGCUUCAAGCUCAGACUUUUGAGUGUGUUUCGUCCGUAAGGUACAAGCAACAAGUGGCCCUCAGGGUGAAGCAAAUAAGGGAAGGCCUUACUCAAUACAUGAGUGUCAUGAAUUCUCUUCUGUCAAUAUCUUUUGUGGUCCGAUUCAUUAAAGAUAACAAGUAAACUGAUCAAGAAGCACAGUCGGUCAGCUCUUCUCAAGCAAUGGAGAGACUUGAUCAUCCUCAUCGUCUACUUCUCGAUAAACAGUCAAGCCCAUCAGCAAAUAAUGGAACUACCAGGACUCGGAAUUCUUACCCAAGUGAAGCCAACUUUGACACCAACAUGGUGAUCAUACUGGCGGCUUUGUUAUGCGCCUUAAUUUGUGCUCUAGGACUGAACUCGAUUGUUCGUUGUGCUCUUCGAUGUAGCAGAAGGUUUGCUUUCGAGACACCGGACGAAACUGCAGCACGUUUAGCAGCCACAGGGCUUAAAAAGAGUGCAUUGCGCCAGAUUCCAGUAGCUGUUUAUGGCACUGCAGGAAUAAAGAUUAAGGCUACAGAUUGUACAAUUUGUCUUGGAGACUUUAUGGACGGUGAAAAAAUCAGAGUUUUGCCUAAAUGUGACCAUGGUUUUCAUGUAAGGUGUAUUGAUAGAUGGUUGUUGGCUCACUCUUCUUGCCCAACUUGUAGACAGUCAUUGCUGGAGCAAACAACAACAGCAACAAGUUCUGAUGCAGCUGAUGUGGAUUCUGAAACCAGGCAUCAUCCUGGAAAUGCACCAGGGCAACAAGGUGAUGUUUCUAUAACUGUUGAUGAGGUGGGUUAGGCCUAGAUGAUUUGAAAAAUAUUCGUCUAAAUAGCUGAAUAAAUUAGAAAAGGAAGAAGGGUUCUUUUCCAUGCGGGGUGUUGAUUAUUUGACAAGGUAGGAUGCAAUUUCAGGGUGAGAAAUUUUAUGUAAUGAAAAGUUCCUGAGGUUAUUCUGUGAAUAUA